Messenger RNA from Phycomyces blakesleeanus NRRL 1555(-), 2217 nucleotides. RefSeq lists its product as hypothetical. Lineage: Eukaryota; Fungi; Mucoromycota; Mucoromycetes; Mucorales; Phycomycetaceae. The transcript has 5 exons. The record is from RefSeq and is a predicted model, not a curated record. The coding region runs from base 1 to 2217 and encodes 738 amino acids.
AUGUCUUCAAAUUCAAUCCUUGAUAGUUACCAAUGCAAUCAAUGCAAAGAGCGUCACACCAAUUUAAAAAAAGCCAAGAGUUGUAGAGCUCAAUGCUUUAAGAACCGUCAUAGAAGACAUAAUGAUAUCCAGACUUCACAGACCACGCCUGUUCCUGGACAAGUCAGUGUUGUUUUGAACACUGUCUCGAACGACACUAUCGACAGAGAACAUACUGAUGCAAUCGAAGAUCAGAUCAUGGAUACACUCAACAGCAAAGAUAAUGAUGAUCCAAUUAUGAAUAUCUUCAGUAAUGAUGACAAUGAUGAGUCUAUGUAUGAUGCGGAACUUGGCAACGACAUGGAUAUCAUUGAAAACGAAACAUCUCCUUUGGUUUUUGACUUCAGUCAGUCUGCACCUACCCCUGACAAAGAUGAUGCAAAGAACCUUGAGUUUCUCAAGAUCAUUAAGGAUUUUGGUAUCUCCCGCAAUGCUCAUGAAAUGAUAGUCAAGCAUUUCAACAGCAUUUUGGAAACGUUGACUUGUAUUACAUACAGAGCAUGUACUCCCCAUCUUGGCAAAAAGCUUUUGAAGCGUUUCUCGGGUGUUGAAGAGACAGUCCAUGAUAUCUGUCAGAGGGGAUGUAUGCUCUUUACCAGUCCAUCCCAGACUGAGUGCUCCAACUGUGGACAAAGCCGGUACAAAACAAGACGCGGAGAAACCGAGGGUGGUGAUCUGGUUGCUGCUGCCACAAUGAUACAGCUUCCAUUGGCGAGACAACUGGCUCUUGCAACUUUGCCCAGCACCAAUAUCCAUACGCUGGAAAGUUUCCAGAAUUUUUCCCAGGCCAGUGCAUCCAGCCACAAAGGGUUAAACGGACAAUCCCCCCUGGCAACAUUGAAGGUAUUCUCUGGACCAUUGUUUUUUGCCCUCGAUGAGAUGCAUGGACUUUGCCAUGGAAUAAGCAAGCAGAUCUGGGGUUUGGUUUCUGGUACCUACAGAACAGACCAUUGUUUUGCUCUUUCUUCUGGUGUUCAGAAGGAGAUUGGUACAGCAAUGUACAAAACAAGAAAUACCAUCCCUACAUCCUUCCAUGGCGAUUGGAGGGAUGUAUACAAGAACCCCAGGUCAUUCAAGGCCGUCGAUUGGGCAGACUUUCUUCUGUUCGUCAUCCCUACGCUGGUGGCAGAGCAUAUUGGAGAUGCAACUGCCCGGAACGCGUUACUUGGCUUGGUUCAAGCAUGUAACCUACUCAUGAGCUGGGAGUUAUCAGCAGAGGAACAAACCUCUAUCAAAAGUAAACUUGAAAUAUGGAACAUGUACCUGGAAUCGCUGCUUACAAGUGGAAAAAUCAAAAUCAAUAUUUUCACUAUAAACCAGCAUCUUCUUCAGCACUAUCCUCUCAUGAUUGACGCAUACGGCCCACCUUGUGCAUAUAGCGCCAGAUCCGUGGAACGGGCAAUCGGUGAAUACUCAAGGACUAUCAAGAGUAAUUCUGCUAUAAAUGUUAACGCUGGCAAUAUCAUGCUUGGCUUAGCACAAAUACGACAAGCAGAGGCCGGAGCCACUGUCAUGAUUACAGAAGCAAGAACAGCACAACACUUACAAUAUGAAGAUUCCACUGCUGGUUGGCCGUUGACAGAUGAGGGUGAGCGUGUUGGUGCUGGGUCUGAUAUUGAGUUCUGGGAACCUUUGAGGAAUAGAACGAUCCGAGAUAGUUUUGAAGGCAUUUCUUGUCUUUCGAAACUUCUUGAAGACUUCUACAAAUCAAAGGGGGAAGAGUGUAGUAUGAUUGAAGCAGCUAUACAAACUAGCCACAAGGCAUUUGUCAAUGGUUGUGUAAUUGACUCUGCACUUGACCAAAAUUGUGUAAGGGAGGCACAUAGCAUCAGAUUACAGAUUCAGGUUGAUGAAAACCGCAACAUAAAUUCUGCAUACUCCCCGGUUUACAAGGAUUUCUUCGGAAAAGUUGUUGUCUUCUUUGAGCACAAGCUCAACAACAAGAGAUGGCCGCUUGCUCUUGUAGAGAUUGCGGCAGUCCGUUUGGUAAAUGGUAUACCAGUUGUUAACAAUGGGCAAAUGAAGCCAAAGGUAGUUCACCUGGCAGAUGUCAAAGAAUUGGUUGGUUUGGUGAAGUCGGAUGCGACUAUAAAUACAACAACAACAACAACAUACAUAGUGUGGCCAGAGCUUAACCGCGGCCCAAAAUUGUCACUUGGUUCUCUUGCAGACCUAUAA